Molecule: messenger RNA, 4359 nt
Organism: Chenopodium quinoa (quinoa)
Lineage: Eukaryota; Viridiplantae; Streptophyta; Magnoliopsida; Caryophyllales; Amaranthaceae
Product: disease resistance protein RPM1-like
Exons: 3
Coding region: 970-3810 (946 amino acids)
Biological process (GO): defense response to other organism
Molecular function (GO): ADP binding
Source: RefSeq, a predicted model, not a curated record
UAAUCUUAUUUAAAAUAUGAAUAUUUUUUAUACUACAUUUGUAAUAAUGAACAAGUGCUUGAUCUUCAUCCUAAUACCUUAGAAUUUUCAAGAAAAUAGAUAAGAUUAAAUUGUGCUAGUAGAUGGUAAGUUAGAUCUUUUUUCGUGUUGAAACUCAAUUUUUUAUGAGUACAUGAUAUCUAUAGAUUGCAACCUUUGAAGUUUGUAGUCUAGGAAUGUUGUAAUGCCAAUGGUUACUAGCUUAGCUUACGACUAUAUGAGUAUAUGGUGAUUUUAUAUUAUUUUAUUUUAUUUUGAUUUCAAGUCUAGAAAAAUUAGAUUAUAAGGCCAUAAACUAUACCAAAUUUUUAUGUAAUAAAUUGCACAUAACUCACAAGAAAACUAAUACUACUAUGUGAAGGAAAAAACAUAUAAACUUCAUAUUGAUUGACUUCAUAGAGAAAGAGAAAGAGAACUACUAUGUACUGUAUUGACUAACAUUACCAUGAUAUAUUCCGAUCCCUUUAAUUUGCUCUACUCCGUCACUUUUAUUUUCAUAUUAAAUUUCUCUUUAGUUUGUACAAAAAAUAUAAUCAUGUGGUAGGAUAUAUUAGUUUCAUCAUUAUUUAAUGUGUUAGUUUAAUGUUUAUAUACUAAUGUAAUUAUAAAUAUUGAUGGUGUCAAAGGAUAUCGUGCAAACUGAAUAGACACUAUAUAUUUUGGGAUAGAGGAAGCCCAAUAAAAAGGCCAAUUAGGUCUCACAAUACAUCUCAUUUCCACAAUUUCAUUUUGCAAUUCAAAUUAAAGUUUUAAAAGAAAAAAAAAAAAAAGGUAAAAGCUAACGAACGUCCCAAGGACGUUGGAUAAGAUGACUAAAAGUAAAAAUAUUAACUUGAAAUUAAUAUUAAUUACACCAAUCCAAUACCAAAAAAAUUGCUAAGUUUCCUAUAGUAUGUGUUUAAACUGUAUGAAAGUUUGCUGUAUUUUUAUAUGUAUGCAGUGAAAGUUAUGGCUCUAGCAAUACCAAUACCAGAGAAAUUGCUGAGUUUUCUGUUGGAGAAGGUUGUACCUGUACUACAGGCCGAGACACGAAAGUUUCAGAGUGUCCCGGAAUUAGUAAGUGACAUCAAAAAUGAAAUGGAUAUCGCUAAAGAUUAUUUGAAGAAGGUCGAGGUAAAGGUAGACAGAAUAGAAGAUGGAUCAAAAGAUAAGCUCAAGCAAGUGAGUAAGUUAAGGUCAUUGGUGUUUAAGAUUGAAGAUAUCAUAGAUGACUACGAGCUGAUUAAGCAACAACAAUUAGGCCACCAAAGCGAAAAAGUUGACAAAGGGUGCAUGAUCGGAAUGUGGAAAAUAUUAGAUCAAAGUUCUAAAGAUGUCGAGGGUUACAAGGACAAACGUGGGAUUGCUUGCUCGAUUGUAAGGAUUAAAAACGCAAUGGAAAAAAUAAAAGGAAAUGGAAAAGGAUAUGAGGAAACGAUUUUUGCUCUUGGUGAGGAAGAUUCGGGGAAAAAGAAGCUUGACCCUGGAACUUGUCCGCUUUAUAAGGAUGAGGAAAAUUUUGUAGGGUUUAAGGAACGUGAAUUGAUUGUAAAGAAGAAAUUACGUUUGGAGGAUGAGAAGUAUGACGGUAAACAGUUUGUAUUAGCAGUUUGGGGUCAGCCGGGACUUGGGAAGACAACUCUUGUUCAAAAAGUGUACGAGAAUGAAAGGAAUAAUUUCUCAUACUAUGCUUGGAUCACAGCAACCAAGCCUUACUCAAGUGUUGCUCUACUCAAGUGUUUGUUUAAACAGUUCAUAUAUAGUUAUUCUUCUGCAGACAAUGUUUCUGCUGACAGUAUUUCUGUAGAAGAAGUGCAGAAAUUACCAGAUAAUGAGGCGACGAUCACUGAUCGUUUAAGGAGUUACCUAAUGAUAAACGAUGCCAAAAAAGGGUACUUGGUGGUUCUUGAUGAUGUCUCGGAAAUGGAGGAGUUGUCUAAGAUCAUUCAGGCUACUCUGGUACCUAGUUACAGCAAAGGUGGUCGAAUACUAAUGACAAUGAAAAGUGAACACAAUGCAAAUUAUUGGAAGACUUCAAGUACUUACGGUGAAGCCUACAAUCUGCAAGUUUUAUCUGAAGAAGAGGCCAAGCGUCUCUUCAAUAAGAAGGCAUUUGGGAACGAAGGAAAGUGCCCUCGGAAGCUAACAAGUUUACGGGACAAAAUUGUGAAAGAAUGUGAUGGUUUGCCCUUCCUGAUUGAGAAAGUAGGGGCAAUUUUCUCAACCACGGAUAAGUGGAUUGAGUUGUAUCAGAAUUUCCAAAUCAACCCUGUAUCACCGGAGUGGAGCAAGGACAAUCUACUCUUCAGCGGCUACCACGAGAUGCCUUAUCAUCUUAAGCCUUGUUUCCUGUAUUUAUGCAUGUUUCCUAAAAGUUGCAAAUUCAAAAGAACGAGAAUAGUUCGUCUAUGGAUUGCUGAAGGUUUUGUGGAAGCCAAGGAUCAUAGCACUCUCGAAGAAGCUGCAGAAGAAUAUCUUAAUGAACUUGUUGAAAGAGGUAUGCUUCAUCUCUUGAAAAGCGACGAAACAGGAAGAAACAGGACUUUAAUACUUCCUUGUAUGUGGCAACAUGUAAUGUUCCAAAAGUUGGCAGACUUGAGUUUUUGUCAAGUGUUAACGCAAAACAGGUUAAGCACAAACAAUCAAUGUCGAAGGCUUUCGAUUCACAAGGAUGCACCAAAUACAGUCAUUGCCUCAAGUGUCCGCUCAAUCCUUUCAUUUGUCCAACUUGAAAAAUUUCCGAUUGCAUGGUCAUCGCCAUUCCAGGAAGCUGAAUUCCGGCUAAAAGUACUUGACCUUCAAAAUGCCAAGUUUGUUGAUGUCCCGAGAGUGGUGGGAAAACUGCAUAACUUGCGUUAUCUAAGCAUGAGAAAUACCAAGGUUAAUAAACUGCCGGAAACUAUAGGUGGACUCUGGAACCUUCAAACCUUGGAUCUCAAAAACACUGAUGUAAAGGAGCUACCAACAGGAAUAAAUCGCCUUCACAAGCUCCGACAUCUUCUUGUAUGCCAUUAUAAUGAAGACGAAAAGAUGGUGCCAGUAAAGAUACCCGAAGGGGUAUUGAGUAACUUCAAGGACCUGCAAAAGCUAGCAUUUGUGGAUGGAAGUCUAUAUUUACCAAAGGGGGAUCCUCAAAAGGAGGAAUUACAAGAAGAAAAUUCACAAAAGGAGGAUGGCAGUUCCAAACCAAUUGUUGGUUUAGUGCCUGGUUUGGACAAGCUAACACAAUUGAGAAGGUUGGCAAUAGUAAAUAUGAAGAAGGAGAACAUAAAGCCCUUUUGUAAGGCGUUAGAAAAUAUGAAACAGCUCCGAUCAUUGAGUGUCAGAAUGCUAAGUGAUGAAGAUGUUCUUGAUUUGAGCCACAUCAAAUCUCCUCCUGAAUUUCUAGAGCGGCUUUACUUAAUAGGGCCUUUGAAGCAAAAACAAUUGCCAAUAUGGAUACAUAAACUCAAGCAUUUGGUUAGGUUGCUGUUGAAAAACUCAGGUUUUGAGAGCGAUCCGCUAGAAAAGCUCAAGGUGAUGCAAGAAUUGCUAGUGCUUGAACUUGAUAAUGCAUAUGAUGGUAAGGUCUUGGAUUUUGGUUACAAGGGACUGAGGAAACUGCAAGUGUUACGUAUCAGACGGUUAACAAAUUUGAAGACAGUAAAAGCCGGAAAAAAUGCUCUACUUCAGCUCCGUCUGGCUGUACAUAGAGAUUGCCCGACGUUGAAGAACAUUUCCCUUCCACCUCAAAUAAAUGAAGUUAUUCAAGAGUUUAAACCAAGCAAAUCUCCUAAGCAAAGGGUCAAUUGAUUUAUCUUCCAAGCUUUUUUUUUUUCACUUUGUUCGAGUAUUUAGUAUUACAAAAGAUUGAAUUCUAAGUUUCUAACCUUCUAAUUCAUACUGUAUGAUGGUUUAAUAAAAUAAAUACUUCCUCCGCUUUUUUUUUUUUUUUAGUUGCAACAUAAUAACAUUUCUACAUGUGCACUAUUCACAUACAAUUACACAAGAACAUAUGAUAUUUCGAUUAUACAAAUGUAAGUAUAAUCCAACAGCAUUUAUAAGAACAUUUUUUAAUCGUAGAUUAGUAAAACAAAAAUAGUCUAUGAAUAGUACAAAUAGUCUUGAACUAAAGAAGAUGCACUAUCAUGGACAUUGACAUGAGAAUAGGUAGUAUUCAGAACCUUAACAAAGAAAAAGCCUACUAGGAAAGGGAGAUACAUCAUUAUGAACAGUACAUGAGUAAUUGAGUAUUAGGGUACUCGGAAACGACACGUGACAUAAUCUUGAGGUUACUCAUACAUUCAAUAACAGGUUAUGCUCACAAGCCAUCAUAAUUAGAAUUGAUUUAUGUUCUUUAUG